Molecule: messenger RNA, 7553 nt
Organism: Callithrix jacchus (white-tufted-ear marmoset)
Lineage: Eukaryota; Metazoa; Chordata; Mammalia; Primates; Cebidae
Source: RefSeq, a predicted model, not a curated record
AAAUGUCUUGAAGGCUACCAUGAAACAUAACAACGGUCAUUUCUGGGAAAUGUGAUUGAGAGUCAGGAGGGAGAGAGGCUUUUAUUUUUUGCUUUGUACCUUUUUAUAGGUUUUUUUUUUUAACACGUGUUUUGUGUGUGUGUGUGUGUAUUUUUUUUUUUUUUUUUUUAAGACCGGGUCUUGCUUUGUUGCCCAGGCUGGAGUGCAGUGGCGCAAUCUCGUCUCACUGUAGCCUCGACCUCCCGGGCUCAAGUGAUCCUCCCACCUCGCCCUCCUGGGACUUCAGGCGUAUGCCACCACACCGAGCUAAUUUUUGUAGUUUUUGUAGAGAUGGGGUUUCACAUGUUGCCCAGGCCCAUCUCGAACUCCUGGGCUCAUAUAAAAUUUUUUUCAAAGUAAAAUUUUAAAGGUAUACCACCAGAAGAAAUACCAGAAGAAUAAAGAAAAAUCCACUGAAACAUUGUGCCGUAGGCGUUGUGGGCCCUGCAGUCAUUGGCUUGGGGAGGAGAAAGGGCCCCUUACCAGAGUGAGCAAAAGCCUGCUUCUAGUCAGCUCCUCUGCAGUCCUAAAUGGACAAGAAAGCAUUUACUCAGCCUGUGUCAUCCAGAGCUGGCAUUUUGAUGUCUGGUCCUUUACCAAAGGGCACAAGAGAGUAUGUGAAUAGUGGGAGGUUCUUUCCUUUCUGUUCUGGUCUUGACCGUCAGCUGUCCUUACUCUUCAUCCUUUUUGUGCUAGUGUCUAUUCUAACCCUUUGCAUGCUGCCAAACUCAUAUGAACAUUCCCAUUGGUUCCUGUGAGGAGGUACUUUGAGUUUCAUCAGCUCUCACCAGGUUGAAGCCCACCAUCGCUAGUUAGCUUGUGUGUGUGUCUGUCUGUGUACAUGCAUGUGUUUGUGUGGUGAGGAGGGCAUUCUGAACCUCCUGUGUUUGGGAACCAAGGUGGAGUGUUAUUCAAGUAUCUCUUGCCUGCAAGAGAACAGAAGAAGGCAGGAGAGAGAAGUAAGCAGGUUUGCACUGUGGUUUGUUGAGACCUGUAUAAUCAGGCAACGCAAGUACUGCUGACUGCUGAAACACCAGUGUGUUUUUGUUUCACAAAAACUGCUUGCUUUGUGGUGUGCCCUGCCUGCCACAUGCUGCAGAUCUCUGUUGCUUUUUUGCCUAUGCUCGUUCAUGCUGAUCCAGACUGGGAUACCCAGGACUCUUUGGGUCUGGAGGGGAUGCUGGAGGAGCUAAGGUUCAGGCUGUCUGGAACCUCAGGUGCCAUGUUCCUUAUAACCACUGUGGUCUGAGCCCUCUGCUUGCCUGUUCCAAGCAUGAAGGCAGGGAGCCCCUGUGCCUGCAGGAUCCUGAGUCUGGAGUCCAGAAACACAAGGAGAGCCCUUCUCUGAUCCCUUACUGGUGUAGCACCAAGCACUGGGACUGGAUUUUUCUAGUGGUACCACAUUUGAAUUUGACAAGUUGCUAUGUAUCCCCCCAAUUUUUUGUUUUUGUUUUUUUUUUGAGAUGGACUCUUGCUCUGUUGCCCAGGCUGAGGUGCAGUGGUGCGAUCUCGGCUCACUGCAACCUCUGCCUCCCGGGUUCAAGCAAUUCUCCUGCCUCAGCUUCCUGAAUAGCUGGGAUUACAGGUGCACACCACCACGCCCGGCUAAUUUUUGUAUUUUUACUAGAGACAGGGUUUCACCACAUUAGUCAGGCUGGUCUCGAACUCCCGACCUCAUGAUCUGCCUCGGCCUGUCAAAGUGCUGUGAUUACAGGCGUGAACCACCGUGCCUGGCCAUGUUUUUGAUUUUUUUGUAGAGAUGGGGGUGGUCUCACCAUGUUGCCCAGGCUGGUCUCGAACAGCUGGCCUCAAGUGAUCCUCCUGCCUUGACCCACCAAAGCAUCAGGAUUACGAGAGCGAGCCACCACACCCAGCCUGCUAUGUAUCUUUUUUUUUUUUUUUUUUUGAGACGGAGUUUUGCUCUUGUUACCCAGGCUGGAGUGCAAUGGCGUGAUCUCGACUCACUGCAACCUCCGCCUCCUGGGUUCAGGCAAUUCUCCUGCCUCAGCCUCCUGAGUAGCUGGGAUUACAGGCACACGCCACCAUGCCCAGCUAAUGUUUUGUAUUUUUUUAGUAGAGACGGGGUUUCACCAUGUUGACCCAGAUGGUCUCCAUCUCUUGACCUUGUGAUCCACCCGCCUCGGCCUCCCAAAGUGCUGGGAUUACAGGCUUGAGCCACCACGCCCGGCCACUAUGUAUCUUUUUAAAGUCAAGUUUUGGACUUCUGCUUCCGGGUCACAGCCAUGGCGGUGGCAAAUUCAAGCCCUGUUAACCCCGUGGUGUUCUUUGAUGUCAGCAUUGGCGGUCAGGAAGUUGGCCGCAUGAAGAUCGAGCUCUUUGCAGACGUUGUGCCUAAGACGGCCGAGAACUUUAGGCAGUUCUGCACCGGAGAAUUCAGAAAAGAUGGGGUUCCAAUAGGAUACAAAGGAAGCACCUUCCACAGGGUCAUAAAGGAUUUCAUGAUUCAGUGUGGAGAUUUUGUAAAUGGAGAUGGUACUGGAGUCGCCAGUAUUUACCGGGGGCCAUUUGCAGAUGAAAAUUUUAAACUUAGACACUCAGCUUCAGGCCUGCUUUUUAUGGCAAACAGUGGUCCCAGUACAAAUGGCUGUCAGUUCUUUAUCACCUGCUCUAAGUGCGACUGGUUGGAUGGGAAGCAUGUGGUGUUUGGAAAAAUCAUCGAUGGACUUCUGGUGAUGAGAAAGAUUGAGAAUGUUCCCACAGGCCCCAACAAUAAGCCCAAGCUACCUGUGGUGAUCUCACAGUGUGGGGAGAUGUAGUCCAGACCAACACUGAUUCAGGCCUUCCCUUGCUCUUGGUGGUGUUCUUGAGUAAGAUAAUCUGGACUGGCUCUCGUGUUUGCUUCCCUGCCUGCUGCUGCCCCAUUUGAUCAAGAGACCCUGGAAGUAUCAGAGAUUCAGAAUCCAAGAUUGUCUUCAAGUGUUCAUCUGUAAAUAAAGUUUUUUUUUAUGUGUAAAAAAAAAUAAAGUCAAGUUUUGCAGUGAACAAUUUCAGACAUUCACAAAUGUGGAGACACUGGUGCAGUAUCGGUGAGCAGAUUGAACAUCUUCAAGUUUUGCUGCACUUGCCCAUCUCUCACUUUUUCUUCUUCCCUUUCUCUCCCUCCCUCCCUCCCUUCCUUUUUCAUUGUUUUUGCUGAAGUAUUGGAAAGUGAUCUGGACCUCAUGUCACUUUACCUUUCUGUAUGGAGUAAGUCUGCUCUAAAAAGUCAGCUUGUGCUUCUUCAGGGACAGGUGCCUGCCUUUCAGGUGUUCAUAGAAAUGACAGUACAGGAGUCAUCGAAGACAUCAUCAUGUUCAGUCAGGGAUCCACCCUGUUGGUCACCCUAAGCUUGAUCCCUGUGGCUCAUGGGUCUUUGCAGGUGUAGAACUCAUGGCUCAUGCACACUGGAAGUGCUGGCACUGAAGCAGGCCCCUCCCACUGACCUGGCCCUCUGCUAACAGACACUACCUGAGACUCAGCUUAGGGUCCUCACCAUCUUCCCAGUAAGCAGAAUGCAUCUUCCAAGUGCUAUGCUCGAGGCUGCAAAUUGGUGAGAGGCUCUGUCAAAGGGCAGAGAUGUAGAUCCAGUCUGCCUGUGCUUAUUACUCAUUCAUUCACUAGACAUAUAUUGAUUAGUAUAUAUGUAUACCUUGACUCUACUUUUUUUAUUGAUUAGGAAAUUUAGGCCCAGAGAAGUGAAUGUUAGAAAUACAAUCUUGGCCAGGCAUGGUGGCUACCACCUGUAUUCCCAGCACUUUGGGAAGCUGAGGAGGGAGGUGCUUGAGCCGAGGGGAUCUAGACCAAUGUCAACCACAUAGCACGACCCCAUCCCUAUAAUUAAAAAAAAGAAAGUAGCCUGGCAUGGUGAUGCAUACCUGUAGUCCCACUACUUCGGAGGCCUAAGACUAGAGGAUUGCUUGAACCCAGAAGGUUGAGAGGCUGCAGUGAGCCGUGAUAACACCACUGAAUUCCAGCCUGGGCAACAGAACAAGAAAAAAGAAAGAAAUACAAUGUGUUAUACUUGGUUUUGCUCAAGUUUAACCAUAUCACGCCUACACCCGGUCGAGCCUUGCCUUCCCAAUGACAGCAACAUCCUGCAAGUGGCCCUUUGCUGUUGACCAGGUACCUUCCAUCUGAUCCUUAGAUUCACGGUACUUGUUGAGCUCAAACAUGAAUCUUAGUUCCAGAUGGCUGGAUCUUGAUUAUACAUUGUGUUUAAAGACUUUGGAGCUGGUAAUCUUCCAUGUUUAUUCAGUUAUUUAACAUAAACUUCAUGCCCCAGAGUCUAAAAACAAUUUUAAGGGAGAAAAAAAAGCACUGUACAGGUCAUCUAAUAGAAAGCAUGAAUUCACAGAAGGAACUAGAUCUCUCUCCAUUCCCUACAAUUCUACAGAUAAAUUUGGUGCCUGGCAAAUAGUAAGUAGUGUUUGGGUGACUUUGAUCUUAGGUCUUUGUGUGGUUACAGCAGAUUUCAUUCAAAAGUUCCUAAAUAAUUUUUUCUUUUUUUUUUUCUUGACACGGAGUCUCGCUCUGUCACCUAGACACAGGCACACAUGAUCUUGGCUCACUGCAACCUUGACGUCCCGCGUUCAACUGAUUCUUGUGCCUCAGUCUCCCGGGAUUACAGGUGUGUGCCACCAUGCCUGGCUAAUUUUUGUAUUUUUUUAAUGUUUGUAUUUUGUAGUUUUGUAUUUUUAGUAGGGUUUUACUAUGUUGACCAGGCUGAUCUUGAACUCCUGACCUCAGGUGAUCUGCCCGCCUUGGCCUCCCAAAGUGCUGUAAUUAUGGGCGUGAGCCACCAUGCCCAGGCUUUGUAAUCUUUAAAACCAUAAUAGCAGGUCUCAUUGUGAAGCGAACACCUCGCCUCCCACACCUGAUUAGUUCGUUUUUGCAUGAGUCUGUUACUGAUGAGAGUCAGCUGUGGAUGGUGCAGCCUACAGCGGUGGACCUGUGUUUGCUGAUUUAUAUUUGUGACUUCUGUUAGGGUAAGAGCCAGCCAGUCUCAGUAUCACAGAACCUUCCAGAGAUGUUGCCUGGAACUCUGAGAUUGAUGCGCUGGCCUUUUUUCACCAUGUGCUUUUUCUGACUUUCAUCUGAAUGUCCUUCCUGGGGUGGGAUGCAGCAGGAUUGGCAUGGGCUGCAGUGGGAGUGGACAAGUAUGAUAUAGAGAAGGGACCCCAGCUCUUAGGGUUGUUUCAGGGAAGAAUCAGAUAGUUGCUACUGGUGUAUGGCCUACUUCUUCAGGGACAGGUGCCUUCAUGAAGAAAAGACAAGUGUUUGUUGGUCUGUUUGGCUCCCUUUUUACAUAAAACACAAGGGCAACAUCCUCAUGUAGAACUACUGUCCCUUCCCAGAAAAGCAUGUCCUGCCUUGAGACAGUGCCACUGUGCACUGACCCACCAGAACUGCCCCAUGUCUGCAGUGGUCCUAUGUUUUUUUUUUAAUCAAAAAAGAGCAUUUUCUCCAUAUACUGAAUGUUUCAACCAAGGACUCUUGCAAGUCACACCUCUGGACCCAUGUCAUCUCUGCUAUCACUAAAAAAAAAAAAAACGAAGCAGAACUAAGAAAUUAGGUGACCUGGCUAAUACUACAUGAUUAAGGGAUAGCUGUGCAAAGUCUGGAGAAUCAGUCUGGGAUUGUCUAUAAAAUCUCACUGUGUGUGUAUUUGGUGUUUGCUGCAUGUGAUCAACCUUGGCCCUCCCGUAAGGAGCUUUACUAGUGGGGAAAGGAAAGAGGGAAACGAAUCAUUGUCAUGAGGUCUGAAUGAUAAGACUCUGUCCAGGCCUAGAAGUGGCACCGAGGAGGGAAGGAUUCACUGGGGUUUUAAAGACUGAAGAGAGGGUUCCCAGGCAGCAGGGGAGGAGGGAUUCAAAAUUCACUGCAGACCCCUUGCCCCUGUGAUGGGUGGGCAGAUCUUGUUCUCAGAUUCUUAUGAAUGGCCCCUGCUCUGCUUUACCAAAUGCUUUGACUUUAGCAGAAUUAUUGGUUAGUCUUGCCCAUGGGGCAGUCUAGCCCACUGGUUUCAAAUUCCAAGUGGUGACAUCUCCAUUUUAAAACUUACAUUUUUAAUAAUAAAGGAAAAGACCUCAAAGAUAGGCAAAGGAUUUGAACAGAAAUUCCUCCAGAGAGGCCAGUAUGUACAUGAAAAUAGGUUCAACAUUGGGGAAAUGCAAAUCAAAACCACAGUGAGAUACUCCUUCACACACAUUAGGGUGACUGCUAUUAACAACAGCAACAAAGGAAAAUAACAGGUGUUGGCCAAGAACGUGGAGAAAUUGGAGCCCUGGUGCGCUGUUGGUGGGAGUGGAAAUGGUGUCAGCGCUGUAGAAAGCAGUGUGGGAGCUCCUCAGAAAGCUACACAUUUACCUUGUGAUCCAGCAAUUCCGCUUCUACGUAUACACCCAAAGGGAUUGAAACCAGGCACUCAAACAGGUACUUAACAAACCAGUGUUCGUAGGAGCAGACUUUUGAGUCACUAUAACCCCAAAAUGGAAACAACCUAAAUGUCCAUUGGCAACUGAAUAAGAAAAAUGCAGUGCCUACAUACAGUGGAAUAUAAAUCAGCCUUAAAAAGGAACGAAAUUCUGACACAUGCUACAACAUGGAUGAACCUAGAAGAUGCCUUACUAAGUGAAAUAAGCCAGACAUGAAAGGAUAAAUACAGUCAUUACUGCAUAAGGAUGUUUCAGUCAGUGAUGGACUGAAUAUACUGCACUUGUUCCAUAAGGUUAUGAUGAAGCUGAAAAAUUCCCAUUGCCUAGAGCUGUCAUAGCCAUCAUAAUGCAUUACCUUUUCCAUGUUUAGGUGCACAAAUACUUAUUGUGUUGUAAUUUUCUGCAGUAUUCAGUACAAUAAUUCUGUACAGGUUUGUAACCCAGGAGCAAAAGGCUAUCCAUGUAGCCUGCAUGUGAGGUAGGCUACACAAUCUAGGUUUAUGUGAAUUCACUCUGUAAUGUCUGCAUAAUAACACAACUGCCUAACGAUGCAUUUCUCAGAGCAUAUCUCUGUUGCGAGGCUAAGCGUGACUGUUUGGUCUUAUUCUACUUAUACGAGGUAUCUAAAAUAGAUUCAUAGAUGCACAAGGUAGAGUGCUGGAUGUUGGGCUGAGAGAGGGAAGAAAUGGAGAAUUAGUGUUGAAUGGGCACAUUAGUUUUGGAAGAGGAUAAGUUCUGGAAAUGGAUGGUGGCGAUGGUUGCCCACGUUGUUAAUGUGCAUAGUACCCCUGAGCACCACUGUCUGUGCCACAGGGCUGAGCAGGGCAAAAGCUGGACCCACCGGCCUCACACCAUCCUCUGGGCUCGAGCCCUAUCUUCCUUCCACCUCUCAGCCUGCUCACCCAGGCCCAGCUAUAGGCCUGCCUCCCUCUGGAAUCUUUCCUCACUGUCCCAACUAUGGCUCCCUCAUCUUCCUCCAACCUUUAUUAAAUUGGAAGUCAUUAUUAUCCAACUAGACAAUAAGCUUUCUGAGGCCAGGGUCUGGCCUAUUCUAAUUUUUUUUAAGUCCUGACAGUUGCC